Molecule: messenger RNA, 3867 nt
Organism: Tachysurus fulvidraco (yellow catfish)
Lineage: Eukaryota; Metazoa; Chordata; Actinopteri; Siluriformes; Bagridae
Product: band 4.1-like protein 3
Exons: 23
Coding region: 342-2804 (820 amino acids)
Biological process (GO): cortical actin cytoskeleton organization
Cellular component (GO): cytoskeleton; plasma membrane
Molecular function (GO): actin binding; structural molecule activity
Source: RefSeq, a predicted model, not a curated record
CGCGCUGUGAUUGGCUGGAGUAUUUGCGUCACUACGCUACAUCUCGCGCACACCAUCUGGAGCUCGUGCGCGUUUGAUAAGGCGGUCUCACUCAAUGUAAACCGAACCGCUGGCUGUGGCUCUGUGACCGGACACCGAAUUCUCGUGUGAAAUGCCAUGACUGCUGAUGCAGACUGGGAUACAGCAGGCAGGCAGAGUCGCAAUCAUAACCAACAGCUCCAGCUGUCCCAAGCUCAUCGUCCAUCAAGUAUUCCAGGAGCGAUAGCAGUGUAGUGAAGCGGUCUGAAUAUCCCAGGAGUCUUUAAGCAGGAAACUUUCCUGGACCGCACCAGUUAAACACCAUGGAGUGCAGGAUCACGCUGUUGGAUGGCACUGACUACACCUGCACUGUGGAGAAGAAAGCCAAAGGCCAGGUCCUGUUUGAUAAAGUAUGUGACCACCUCAACCUUAUGGAGAAGGACUACUUUGGGCUCACGUACCGUGACGCAGAACAUCAGAAGAACUGGAUGGACCCUUUGAAAGAACUGAAGAAACAAAUUAGAACUGGUCCCUGGAACUUUGGGUUUAAUGUGAAGUUUUAUCCCCCCGAUCCAUCUCAGCUGUCUGAAGAUAUCAGCCGGUACUACCUAUGUCUUCAGCUAAGAGACGAUGUCGUGUCGGGCCGUUUGCCAUGCUCCUUUGUCACUCAUUCUCUCCUGGGUUCAUACAUCGCCCAGUCUGAGCUGGGAGACUACGACCCUGAUGAGCUGGCUAACGAUUACAUCAGCGACCUCCGCUUCGCUCCCAACCAGACCAAAGAGCUGGAGGAGAAGGUCAUGGACCUGCAUCGCCACUACAAAGGAAUGAGUCCUGCUGAGGCGGAGAUGCUGUUUCUGGAGAAUGCUAAGAAGCUUUCAAUGUAUGGAGUAGAUCUGCAUCAUGCAAAGGAUUCGGAGGGAGUGGAGAUUAUGUUAGGGGUGUGCAGCAGUGGCCUUCUCAUCUACAGAGACCGACUGCGCAUUAAUCGAUUUGCCUGGCCCAAAAUCCUCAAAAUAUCCUACAAGCGAAACAGCUUCUAUAUCAAGAUACGCCCUGGAGAGGUGAAACACUUGUUGGAGCAGUUCGAGAGCACCAUUGGUUUCAAACUUCCUAAUCACAAAGCAGCAAAGAGGCUGUGGAAAGUGUGUGUGGAACAUCACACGUUUUUCAGAUUGGUGACUCCUGAACCUCCUGCCAAGAAGUUUCUGUCUCUGGGCUCCAAGUUCCGCUACAGCGGUAGAACACAAACACAGGCGCGCCGUGCCAGCUCCCAGAUCUCUCGGUGUGCACCACAGUUUCAGCGCUCCUCCAGCAAACGGCUCACCACCACUCGCAGUCUAGAUAUAGCACCAGCCAUGGCCAAUGAUGACAAUUUGAUUGAAGACUCUAAACCAGCCUUUGCCACAGGGACCCUCAUCACCACGGUAACGCCAGAGAAAAAGGCAGAGGAAGAAAACGCAGUAGAAGAUGAAAGCACUCCUGCUACAGAGACAUCAGGGCCUGCCCCUCCCACUCCUGUUACCAAGUGCUCUCCUCCUGACUCCAAACACACACCCCUUUCCUCACCACUCUCCUCCACUAAAGUGCGAAGGAGGAAACGCAGACGGAGCAGCUCUGAGCACGCUGCCUCAGAAAGCCCAGCAAAGGGCAAGCAAAUUUCAGACCAGAACCUGCCCAAGGGGGGAACGCUUUUCUCCUUCUCACUGCACCUCCCAGACCUGUCGUCUCUCCUGGACGAAGACGGCUACCUGAGUUUCCCUGACCUGUCUGAGAUGAACUUCCUGCCUGAGCGCUUCCAACACUUCCUGCCCAUCAAAUCACCAUCUCUCGUGCCCUGCUUCCUUUUCAUCUUCUUCUUUCUGCUGUCUACGUCUUUUUCUGUACCCUAUGCACUUACGCUUUCUUUCCCACUGGCACUGUGCCUCUGCUAUCUGGAGCCCAAGACCACGUCACUCACCACCUCAUUCACCAACAGCUUUCAGGACAGUUCAGACGACGAGACAGACAGCGAUCCAUCUGACGAGACAACAACUGAGUCUGAGCCAGAGGAUGAAUCAGAACUGAUGACCCAGGAGGUUGAUGCCAAAAAGGAGUUGCUCAAUAGGCAGGCGAAACUCUGCGAGCUGAAGAGGUUGUUUGUGGAGUUGUCCUCAGAGUCGUCAGAAAGCAGUGAAUGGGACAAGAAGCUGUCCUCUUUCCCUUCUUACUACCCCCGACUGAAUGACACAGCCACGAUGAGACCUCUGUUACCCAGACAGGAUACUGCAGAAGAUGCCAAAUCUGAACCUCCUCAUGACAUUUCUGAAGAAAAACCAGAGCCUGUGGAGGCUCACUCUGCUGAGAGCUCAGGUGACCAACAGAACACUGUGGAAGGAGAGGAAGAGGAAGCAGAAGUCACGAAGUCAGAGGCGUCCGAGAAGCCGGUGCAAACGGUGACCACUGAGGUGCCUAUUGUUCAUACUGAGACCAAAACCAUCACAUAUGAGUCUGCUGAGGUGGAUGCUAAUGGUGACGCAGACCCUGGAGUUCUGAUGAGUGCUCAGACCAUCACCUCUGAGAACAACAGCACCCAGACCACCACGCAAAUAACAAAGACGGUGAAAGGAGGCAUCUCCGAGACACGGAUCGAGAAGAGAAUCAUCAUCUCUGGGGACGCCAACAUCGAUCAUGACCAGGCUCUGGCUCAGGCCAUAAAAGAGAUCAAAGAGCAGCAUCCAGACAUGUCUGUCACCAAAGUAGUGGUUCAUAAAGAGACGGAGAUCUCGUCUAGCGAAGGUGACCAGUGACUCAGGACUGAACACCAUUUUGACAGAGGCCAGUGCCAUUUUUUUUUUUUCCUCCUCACUUUUUGGACCCAUGGACUUUCAGCGUCUGACCUUUGAUCUCAGAUCCAGACAGCUUUAUAGUGGAUGUGCUGAGACAUUGUAUAAGCGAUGAUUCAUUCCGACACACGUACCCAUUCUCAAGUCAGCCCUGCACAACAUUACCAAAGGCUCAGCUCUUAUUGGAAUGAUCACGUUACUUUUAACAGCAAUAAUCCCAGGACAUCAUGAACACACGAAAGCUUCAUAAUGGGGAGAAUCUUCCAAAAAAAAAAACCAUUUGUGCAACUGCCUUAAAAACGUGGGUUUUUUUUUGUUUGUUUGUUUGUAAUCAUGAAGUGUUUAAUUCAUGCACCUUCAUUUUAUAUAUAGCUGACACUUAAUCACCGUGCCAACGGGGAAGCUAUAAAUCCGUACAACAGUGUUCCAAGGAGAUAUCGCAUUAGAGCCAAGUUUGCUGACAAAGAUUCUGUUUCUUUCCAAUGUGUAAAGGUUUUCACUGAAUUCUGACUCAGAUCAGCGUAAAGACGUGGAUUAAUGUGUACAUGAGGAAACCAGCUCACAGGCCAGGAGUUAUUGAGUUAAGUCUUGUAUAUACAUUAUAUAAGCUUAUUAUCUACAAAACCAUUAAUUCUGUAUUGCAUUACAAGUUCUAAAAACUAUGCCACUAUGAAAAAAGGGCUGUUCUUGGUUUGCUUGGAAACUCAUUCAUCUUCAACACUUGUUUUUAAUCUCACUGAUGCUCCGGGGAAGUUAAAAAUGGUACGUCUUCAAAUUUUAAAGAUCGAGGGUUAUAAAUGUAUCUCUUAGGGGUUUUUUUGUUUGUUUUUUUAAACUGUGAUUAUAGCAGUUUGUAUUUCAUCUUCAUCUGAUGACCUGAAAACGAAUUACUCCGAAUUCUGUUGCUAUUUUCUCCGCUCUAAACACUCAACAAAAAUUUAGACAUGUUGCACAAAAAUACAUUUGGAUGCGAUUUAUUUUUGGUUUCUUCUUCUUUUUUUUUUUAAUUAAAUAUUAUUGAAAUCAA